Molecule: messenger RNA, 255 nt
Organism: Hydatigera taeniaeformis
Lineage: Eukaryota; Metazoa; Platyhelminthes; Cestoda; Cyclophyllidea; Taeniidae
Source: the annotation of a GenBank genome assembly
AUGACUGCACGGAAGCAGAGUUGCUGGACCUCUUCUCUUCAUGUGGUGGGUUUGACGAAUUUUAUUGACAUUGCUUUAUGCUCAGGCACCGUGAGUGAGAUUCAUCUGAGUUUUGAUGUGCGGUUGCAGCGUGGCAAGGGUUUCGCCUUUGUAACGUACCUGUUUCCGGAUGAGGCGUUGGUGGUCUUCAAUAAAUUGGACAAGUCCAAAUUUAAGGUGAGCAAUAGUGUUGAAGGACGGUUGAUGUCUAAGUGA